AUAAUGAAAAAGGAAUCUUCGAGUGUUGCCUAUACACUUGUUAAUGCAAAUGCUAAAGCAAGCCACCGAAUAAACGCAACCAGUUUUGGUGGGUUUUCCAGCAACACUUCAGUUUAGUUGUUUCCAAAUUCCAACAGAGAUUGUGAAUGGAAGUUGAAGGAGGAGCAUUCAGAAGGGGAAGCAGAGUUUCUUCAUACGAGAAACUCGCCGCCAUAGGGUUGGUGGUGCUAGCAGUGGCCUCUCCUCUUUACAUAGACAGCAAGCCGGAGAGCGAAUCGGAAGAUGAACCAAUAAACUUUGCUUUUUGGUUGCCUGUGUUGCUCUUUCUGUUGAUGUUAGCCAUUGCUUUAUCCACUCUCCUCGAUCAGAGCUUCACAAGGUUUGAUCGUAACUGGAUUCACAGAGUUGGUGGCUCUUCUGGUGGUAUUAUUCUCAUUCUCACUAUCCUUUUUCUUGUUUUGAAGUUUAAGUCUUCUGUGUAACAAUAAGUAUGUUUGAUCAAAAGCAGUUUACUUAUAGAUAUCCAAAGGUGACCAUGUUAAGGAUAUUUUUUUUCUGAUGUAUCUCUGAUAUGUGAAAAACUUAGUUAUCA
Messenger RNA from Arachis duranensis, 592 nucleotides. RefSeq lists its product as uncharacterized. NCBI's taxonomy places the organism in Eukaryota, Viridiplantae, Streptophyta, Magnoliopsida, Fabales, Fabaceae. The transcript has a single exon. The record is from RefSeq and is a predicted model, not a curated record. The coding region runs from base 147 to 482 and encodes 111 amino acids.